Molecule: messenger RNA, 3078 nt
Organism: Monoraphidium neglectum
Lineage: Eukaryota; Viridiplantae; Chlorophyta; Chlorophyceae; Sphaeropleales; Selenastraceae
Product: mannosidase, beta A, lysosomal
Exons: 15
Coding region: 1-3078 (1025 amino acids)
Biological process (GO): glycoprotein catabolic process
Molecular function (GO): beta-mannosidase activity
Source: RefSeq, a predicted model, not a curated record
AUGGGUUUUCAGGCCGCCCUGGCCUCCACGCUGCUUUAUGGGAGUCUGCAGCAGCGGGGCCUUCUAAGCAUUACAGACCUGACGCGCGCGCCAGCGUGGUCCCUGUCCAACGCCAAUGGCAGUGUGUCAGUUGGCGGCGCAUCCCUGCCGGCAUACGUGCUGGAGGUCCUUGAGAAGCAAAAGCUGAUCCCUGACCCCCUGCAAAGGUUCAACGAGCGGAAGCUGGACUGGGUCCGAGAUGACACAUGGACCUUCACUCGCCGCUUUACGCUCGCAUCCCCCUGGGCGGGCGGCGAGCUGGUCCUGGCCGGCGUCGACACACACCGCACUCAUCGCUUCUCGCUGCCCGCCGACGCGCUGCGCGGGAACGGCGACGGCCAGAAUCAGCUGUCCAUUAAACUGAAGCCAGUCAAGUCUGAGGCGCAGAAGGACGCCGCUGCCUACGCCUAUGCAGUGCCGUCGACGGCGCACUUUGGCUCGUUCGCGGAGCACAAGGGUUUCAUCCGCAAGGCCGGCUCCGACUUUGGCUGCUCUGAUCCCGACGCGCGUCCCGUCGCCGCUGGGUCGGGCUCAUACCUCCAGGCAACCCACCUCCGCCAGCUGCACCAGGGCGCCGCCGGCCCCGUCCGCCUGACCGCGCACAUGGUCGUAGCGCGGCCGGCCACCGGCGGCGACGACGCAGCCGCUCUGAUCGUGCCUACGGGGUCGGCCAGGCUUCAGAUCCCCGAGCUUGGGGUUGACGUGUCGCAGCAGUUUUCAGGUGGUGAUGGCGCGUUUGACCAGGGCGGCGCCUGCCGGCGCGUUGCGGGUGACAACGCUGGGGCCCGGGUUGAGUGCGACAUCUUCCUGCAGGUCGACAUUCCCAAGAGCAACAUCGAGCUGUGGUGGCCCGCUGGCCAUGGGCCCCAGAAGCUGUACGACGCCGUCGCCACCUGGCACCCAGCCGGCGGCCUUGGCAGCUGCUCAGAUGCGCACAUCAUCAACACCGACGACCCCGCCGGGAUCGAGGACGCCAGCAGCCUCACCGUCACGGCUCAGGCAGAGGCUGCGCCGCUCGCGCUGCAGGCUUUUGGCUGCUCCGAGGCGAAGAGGCAGGUGGGGUUCCGGACUGUUGAGCUGGUGACUGUCCCGCUGGCAGAGGCGGCCAAGGAGCUGGCACCUGGCACAAAGCCUGCGACUGGGGACGGAACUGAGGGCGAGAGCAUGUACCUGCGCGUCAACGGCGUGCCCAUCUUCCUCAAGGGCGCCAACCUGAUCCCCUUCCACGCCGUGCGCACACAAGUCACCCCUGAGAUGAUGAUGAGCGUCCUCAAGUCGGCCACAGAUGCCCACUUCAACACGCUGCGCGUGUGGGGGGGCGGCAUCUACCAGACCAAUGCCUUCUACUCUGCCUGCGACAGGAUGGGCCUGCUGCUCUGGCAGGAGGCAAUGUGCGCCCUGUACCCGGCCGACCCCGAGUUCCUCUCUGACGUACGCCAGGAGAUCCAGGAGCAGGUGCUGCGCAUCGGCCACCACCCCUCCAUCGCGCUGUGGGGAGGCAACAAUGAAAACGAGUGGUCCCUCACAUGGUACGACGAGUCAUUGCAGAACCGCCAGUUCUACCAGAAGGAUUACGUUAAGCUUUACUUCAACACCGUGGCGAGCGAGAUUGUCAAGCUUGACCCGGAGCGCCCCAUUGUCGACUCUUCCCCCACCAACGGGCCCUUCUACACUGGUGCUACUGCAGAGGGGCAGCUGCCCACCAGCCUGAGCAAGGUUCUUGAGACCAAGCGCUGGGGCGACGCCAACGCGGCCAAGUGGGGAGACGUGCACCACUAUGACUACUGGCACGACUGCACGGCCCCCGGUCUGGUCCCCGCGGCCCGCAUGAUGUCGGAGUUUGGCUGGCAGAGCGAGGCCCCCUUUUUCUCAAUGAAGGCCGUCACCCAGCCCGAGGACUGGGGCACCUGGGCCCCUGGUGCCAAGUACCGCCAGCGCUGGCAGGAUCACGGCAUUAAGAUGAAGACCGACCAGAUGGGCAUCGUGUUUGGAGGCCUGCCCUCCCACAACUUUACGUCCGAGGUCGCCUCCACGCGCGCACAGCUCUACUCUGACUGGAUCUACCUGGCCCAGGUGUGGCAGACUGUGUGCUAUGAUCACACCAUUUCUCUGGCGCGCCGCUCCAUGCAUGACCCGGCCAAGCUGUCCAUGGGCACCCUCUAUUGGCAGCUCAAUGACGUUUGGCAGGGCCCCAGCUGGUCGAGCUUUGACUACAUGGGCCGCUGGAAGUACCUCCACCACGCGCUGGAGCGCACCUACGCGCCCCUGCAGCUGCAGGCCUUCGUGCGUCCCGAGGACGACACCGCCGCCGUACUCCUUGCGUACGACGAGGCCAAGCCCCUGCCAGGGACCGUCGCCGUGGAUAUCUACCUGCAGGCCCUCUCCGCCGGCGGCGCCGGCGCGAGCGGUGGCGACGCGACCGCAGAUGCGGCGCCGACGUGCCUUGGGGGCGCAGCGGCACGGGCAGGGUCGCGGCGGCUGGUGGGAUCGUUUGAAAUCGAGGCGGGAAGCCUGAUUGGCGCAGAGCCUGCCUGGAAGAUGAGUAUGGAGGAGCUGCUUGCCAAGUUGCCUGGCUGCAGCCGCACCAGCUGCUAUCUGCGCGCCGUGGCGCGCGAGGUCGAGGGUGGUGCCAAGGAGGCUGGCAGGCGCGGCGGUGCCAAGGGGAUGCUGCUUGGGGCUGCUGGCGAGGACAAUGCGGGGCAGGUACAGGAGGCCGUCGCGUUCUUCUCUAAGCUCAACGCACUCAACCUGCCAGAGGUCAGCGUGCGCCCCCACUCCUUCACACAAACUGGCCCCAAGACCGUCGACUUCAAGAUCACAGCUUCUGGCGGCACCGCCGUCCACGCGUUUUGGGACGCCUCGCCCGUGGGCCGCUUCAGCAUCAACGCCGUCCCGGCGCUGCAGCCGUGCAAGACGGUGGCGCUGCGGUUCGAGGCUGUCGAGGAGGUCAAGGCGUCGGAUCUGGCUGACAGCCUGACAGUGUGGACGAUGAAUGGCGCGCUGCAGGGCAAGCAGCGGCCGGCGCUGGGUGCAAUCUGA